AUGGGAGGUCGUGAUGUGUUUCAUUUUCAACAAGAGCUCAAGUCGCUUGAAUCAAAUUUUGAGUUCUUCAUGGAGAACCAUAAUCGUCUGGUUGGAGAAGCUACGUCCUCCGAGAUUGGGCCUCAUGAUGAAAUUUUGGAAUCAGUCGAGGAGCAUGAUGGAGAUAUGUGUAAAUGGUUAGCGUUCAAAGACGCCUUUGAAACACUGGUACAUAAUUCGGCAUACCCAGAAGCGUUCAAAUUGGGAAAACUUCGUCAGCUUGAAAAUCCAAUUACUCCAUUAAAUAAUCUUGAUCCAAAAUUUUAUGAUACUCCACGCAGUCACAAUAACAUAGGCUUAAACCUUACCAACGACCAAUCGUAUUCACCAAAAAUUACGAACUGUAUUGCGACACAAGUAACGACUGCCACAAAUCGGGGAACAGUAACCCGUUCGGAUUCGGAUUCCGAAAGCGUUUUUACAGAUGAUGAUGAUUGGACGUACCCUAUGCCUUUACGUGAAAAUGUUGACCGAAAUACUAGGCCUUCCGACAGUUCCGUUGAAAAUGAAUCCUUUGUUUUAACGUAUUCGCAGCGGUUUUCUAAAUUACCUGAUGAUGUUAGUGAUAAAGCCAAUGUUUUCAAAUAUUAUGUGGACGCUGAAAAGAAACAUCAACCGCUCAAAAUAAUCAAAAAAUAUAAAAAUAAACAAAAUUUAUCUCUAGAUAUUAAAAAGAAUGAAAGAACUUUAAAAGAAAUAUUACAACUAUCCGACACGGAAAAUACUUCGCCAGCUAUGGGGCCCCUGGAUGUCAAUUCAAUAGUAGACGAAAGUUAUGAUAUACCACGAUCUCAUCAGUUGCCUUAUCAUAAUAUAGAUCAAAUAUUUAACGAAAAAAUAUGGAGCCCGGAAACUGAAGAGUUUUCAGAUUAUGAAUUGGCUACAACAGAACAUUCGAAAUCAAAUACUCAAAAGAAAUUACAAAAACAUUUCUAUACAAACGCGGCGCCUAAUAAACUUGAAGGAAAUGUUUUUCGUUAUGAUUUUAUUCAACACACCGAAUUGCCACCAGUAAACCGCAAACUUAAACCUAAACCUAGUAUUAACAAUAAACUACCUGAGGGAGAAUCCGAAAAUCAAUGUUUACCAGAGAAACCUAUAAAGAAAGCAUUUAUUGAAUCUUCAAGGCCACCUUCAGUGGAUAGAAAUCUAAAACCGAAUGUAUAUAAGGCAGUCAAUUCAUCAUUAAUGGAACAUGGAAUGCGACGUUCCGUAGAUAUGUCUUUUUCAAUAGAAAUAACGCCAGAAGUAGAUGAAUGUAUAUUAGAAACUCGUACCUUACCAAGGAAAAUAACUUCGCGUUUGGAUAGAAGUAAUAAUGGCGUGACUACAGAUAUUUCAGUUUUACACCAUCGGUCAAAAUCUGCAGCUAAUUCAAUGUAUCAAGAGUCUGUUAAAUGUAAUCCUCUGCAAAAAAAUACAAGGAAUGAACAUCGACUACAGUAUUUUGAUUUAGAUGUAACAAAUCCACCAACAAUAAAUCGACAGAGUAUAAGCACAAGCAAUUUAACCAAGGAGGAGUCUAGCAAUGUCGAUUUAUUACCCGAAAAUUCUUUAAAAAGCGGAGUGGUUUAUAAUUCAGUAGAUUUUGUGAAAACUGAAGCAUUUAAGCGUAUCCGUGAGGAACGUAAAAAAGAGAGUGAAGGUUUAAGUUCUAAAUAAUUUGAUAUUUUCUAUUUGUGUUUAGAAUAUAGCGAUAAUAGUUUUGUACAUUCAGCAAAUUAAUUGUUUUGUAAGUGUUUAUGUGUGUUUAAAAAUAUAAUUUUUGGAAAAUUCCUAGUAAAGAUAGUAUUUGCUGAAUUUGUGAAAUUAUUCAUAGUACCCAAAUGUUUAUAUAAUAAAUAAAUUCAUAUAAUAUACUUAAUUAUAUAAUUAUGUUUUUGUAAUACUCAAGUAGAAAAGAAAAACAAUUUGUUUUUUAUACCAACAAAUUUUUGUCGGUUUUGUGUUUGAUUGGUAGGUUUGUUUAUAUGGCUUUGUUGUACUUCUUGACCAAUCGUUAGCGUACUGUCAGCGAGGUCAAGGCUGAUACUGACGCUCUAUCGGAAUAGAUGCUCACAUCUUUGAAGGAGACCGCAUUAUAGAGCUGCUACUGUAAUAACAGCCACCUCUGUUUCAAUCCAUUCCUGAAAAAAAAAAUUCAUUGUGCGCUUUUUCUUGCAUUUUAUCCACAUGUUUCUCGCAGUAAUGAAUUCGUAGAGGAAACCACUAAGAGUAGACGGCGACGUAAUUUCGAAGGAUUAUAGAGUGGCUAGGCCAUGUUAGAGAGUGCUAGGAAAAAAUCACGUUAAUACCCCUGGUUUGCAUUUAGACUUAGCGAAAUAAAGUUAAAACAAUUCUACUUCAGUUCAACCAGACUCAUUUCUGGUAUUAUGAACUAAAAAAAAUUAAAUUUUUUUGAUAUUGCUUAUCUAUAAACGUGAAGAUUUAUCCGCUAAUUAAACACCUGAAAAUUUUUGAACGAAAAAUUAAAACUAUUCAACCGACAUUUCCUUCUGGGUGUUACAAACUUCGUGACAAACAAUAUACAUAUAUAAAUCAAAUUAAUUCAAUCCUACUUCGAUUAAUAGUAAUUUUCAUCUUACCAUAAGAUCUACGUUGUCUGCCUAGAUAAUGACCCGAAUCCUCUUUUUCCAAGUUAAUUUUACAUAAAGCACAGUUACCAACCUCAGCCCCCAGAUAUUUCAAGGAUUCCUUGUAAAAAUGUGCUUUAAUAUUGAAGUCGUUUGAGAUUGACCUCGGUUCCUAGCUUCUUCAUAACUCCAUUCUCCUCUUCUACUCACACCGAUUCGAUGCAGUCGGCAAACAUAACAAUUCGGUUGGUACCACUUUCACUCGUGACUUCUUAUCGAGGGAGGACUGCUUAUUUUGUGUGCCGGUUUCAGCUUAGCAAACAAGAUAUUUAUUUAACGCCGAUAUUAACUGGAGGCUCAACCGAUUUUUAAGUUGGCUUUCAAUUCACUUCAGUUUUUGAAAUACAGAAAGCAUACUCAACAACUUGGUACAUUUAAAAAUCGCUCCAUAGGUUUACAAAAUAAAAUUUAGUGUUAAGUCUUAAAAAAUAGAUAAUUCGAAUCGCUAAAAAAGUGGCAAAAAUACUUUAACCUAACCUAAAUAUAUAAUUUCGUUAACGAAUUGCCAUCGACUCUCUCUCUCAAAAAUUCAAGGAAAUUCAGUUGAUAUUUUAAUCCAUUUAUUAUACUUAUGCAGAUCAAAGACUUCUAUAUGUUGUUACUUGAAGAGAUGAAAAAAUUUACUCAGGGUAAAAAGACCUUAUCGGAAUCCCACUGCUUCUGAUAUAC
This is a messenger RNA of Bactrocera oleae (olive fruit fly), 3341 nucleotides long. Lineage: Eukaryota; Metazoa; Arthropoda; Insecta; Diptera; Tephritidae. The record is from RefSeq and is a predicted model, not a curated record.